CAGUAGUGAAUAUGUCUUUCUUUAAGUACAUGUUCACCAUUUGUACACGUGAAUCCGUUUACACCGCGCGUGCAAACCGUCCCUUGUACCACUUGAAUCAUGUGGAUGAAAGAAAGUUUUCUAGGGGGUCAAGUUUGAUUUUCACCUCUGCAAUGAUGAAACAAACUGGUUUGUGAUCGAUCAGGACCCAGAGCUGCCUGUCCUGAUGGCGGAGCGCUUCUAUGUCGGGGUGGACGUGGGGACCGGCAGCGUGAGGGCCGCUCUGGUGACCGCGGACGGCCGGGUGAGGUGCACCGCGGAGGAGCCCAUCAGCAUCUGGAAGCCGGAGCCGGAGCACUUCGUCCAGUCCUCCACUGAGAUAUGGCAGAAGUGCUGCGCAGUUGUCAAAAAAGUCACCCAAGGCGUGCAAAGGGAGCAGGUUCGGGGAAUAGGCUUUGAUGCUACCUGCUCUCUCGUGGUUUUGGACAAAAGCUUCCAGCCUUUGGCAGUCAAUCAGGAGGGCGAUACACAGAGGAACAUAGUGAUGUGGAUGGACCAUCGCGCCGCCGAGCAGGCGACUCGAAUAACAAACAGCGGCCACGAGGUCCUGAGGAGGGUUGGAGGGGUCAUGUCACAGGAGAUGCAACCCCCUAAGCUGCUGUGGCUGAAGGAGAAUCUGAAGGAGAGUUGUUGGGACAAAGCUGCUCACUUUUUUGACCUGCCAGACUUUUUGUCCUGGAAAGCAACCGGUUUAUUAACAAGAUCUUUAUGCACUCUUGUGUGUAAAUGGACGUACUGUCCCCCACACGGAUGGGACGCCACUUUUUGGACCAGCAUCGGCCUGGAGGAACUUCUGGAAAACAACUUCUCCAAAAUAGGCAGUGAAACUUGUCCUCCUGGAAGCUCCCUGGGCGAAGGCCUGACUCUGGAAGCCGCAGCAGAUUUGGGUUUGAACCCCGGAACCGCAGUGGGUGCUUCUCUCAUUGAUGCGCACGCCGGAGGCCUAGGGGUGAUAGGUGCAGACGUGAAGGGGUUUGAUUUGCCCUGCGAGCAGCGCUCAAUCUCCUCGCGCAUGGCGAUGAUCUGUGGGACGUCAACUUGUCACAUGGCGAUCAGCGAGACGCCGCUGUUUGUGCCGGGAGUGUGGGGGCCCUACCUGUCUGCCAUGGUGCCGGGUCUGUGGCUAAACGAGGGGGGGCAGAGCGCCACUGGGCGACUGAUCGACCACGUGGUGAAGGGUCACGCCGUGUUCACGCAGCUUCAGCAAAGCGUUCCUUUCGCCGGAGAGAACAUCUACUCGUACCUGAACAGCCACUUGGGUCAGAUGACCAAGUCGGGGUCGCCGGUGGAUCUGCUGACCUCCAGCCUUCAUGUGUGGCCGGAUUUCCACGGCAACAGGUCGCCGCUCGCUGACCCCACGUUGAAAGGCAUGGUGAUAGGACUGUCUCUCUCCCAAACCUUGGACGACUUGGCGCUGCUUUACUUAGCCACCAUCCAAGCCCUCGCUCUUGGUACGCUUCAUAUUCUGGAUGCCAUGAAGAAGGCGGGACAUGACAUCAGCACCCUCUUCCUUUGUGGAGGCUUGAGUAAAAACGCCCUCUUUGUGCAGACUCACGCCAACGCCACAGGGCUGCCUGUGGUGUUGCCAGACCAGACCGAGGCGGUUCUGGUGGGAGCGGCAGUCUUGGGAGCAUGUGCGUCACGUGACUACAGCACCCUGCAGGAGGCUAUGGGGAAAAUGGCUAAAGUGGGGAGAGUGGUUCAGCCUGAACGAGAGCUUCAAAGUUUCUACGAGCGAAAGUACAAAGUGUUUCUGCGUCUGGUCUCCCACCAGAGGGAGUACCAGGCCCUCAUGGAGAACAUGUCACAAUGACAACGCUCUGGAAUUCAAACCGGGGAGUCUUAAACCGUCAUUUUAUUUACCGGUAAUUUUUUUAAAUGACAAUAAACAUUUUUGUUUGACUCCC
Oryzias melastigma (Indian medaka) is the source of this 1946-nucleotide messenger RNA. RefSeq names its product FGGY carbohydrate kinase domain containing (gene fggy). Gene Ontology annotation, biological process: carbohydrate metabolic process. The record is from RefSeq and is a predicted model, not a curated record. Bases 206 to 1852 code for a protein of 548 amino acids. Gene Ontology annotation, molecular function: phosphotransferase activity, alcohol group as acceptor; kinase activity. Lineage: Eukaryota; Metazoa; Chordata; Actinopteri; Beloniformes; Adrianichthyidae. The transcript is spliced from 15 exons.